AUGAACCGCUUCGCAGCCACGGAGGGCAUCGAGCCGCACGAUAGCUACUCCCGGACGGAGCCGUUCGCGGCCGGCGAGACGGCCAUCGGGCGGGACCUGCGGCUGCGGAUACGGGACUUUUAUCGGACCAGCGACAACCGCGACCUCGACGAGCGCUGGCUGGGCUUCUACACGCCCGGCGCGAGGGUCAAGAUCGGGCCGCAGGCGGCCGAGGGGCACGAGGACAUCCGGCGGCUGCGGACGGCGAUGUGGAGCCCCGUCUCGGCGAGGAAGCACUGGAUCACGAGGGCCGUCGGGUCGGCUACCAAGAAGGGGGUGCACGUCAUGCUGAAGGGGGGAGUACGGCGCAAGGGGCUGGACGGGGGCGAGGGCGUCUUCAGCUGGGCCGGCAGCGCGGAGUGGGUGAGGCAGGAUGACGGGGAGUGGCGGAUGGAUGCAUAUCGAGUCUGGCUCGACCCGUGGACCGCGAUCGAGGGCGAGCUGCCUACCGUGUCGCAGUUUUGA
Colletotrichum higginsianum IMI 349063 is the source of this 504-nucleotide messenger RNA. Its product is annotated as Fungal specific transcription factor. The coding region runs from base 1 to 504 and encodes 167 amino acids. The transcript has 2 exons. The record is from RefSeq and is a predicted model, not a curated record. NCBI's taxonomy places the organism in Eukaryota, Fungi, Ascomycota, Sordariomycetes, Glomerellales, Glomerellaceae.